Molecule: messenger RNA, 921 nt
Organism: Camponotus floridanus (Florida carpenter ant)
Lineage: Eukaryota; Metazoa; Arthropoda; Insecta; Hymenoptera; Formicidae
Product: nuclear receptor-binding factor 2
Exons: 3
Coding region: 32-787 (251 amino acids)
Biological process (GO): autophagy
Source: RefSeq, a predicted model, not a curated record
GUAACUUUUCGCUGACAAGUCAUGAACAAUCAUGGAGACGUCUGCCUUGAACUUGGCACAUGAAAAACAGAGAAGAGCAGAAGCAUUACUGCGUGGAGGAAAAUUUGAAGAAGCAGCAAAGUGUCAUGAAACUGUAGCUGAUCUUUUAACGGAGGCUCAUGCUCGGCUCAAGUCUAAUCUCGUACAUAUACAUGCACCUACAUUAUCCUCUCAAGAAACGCCAAAAUUUCUGACACCAAUUCAAUCAUUAGUCACUCUAGAAUCCCUCAGUCUACAACGAGAUUACCAUAAAAGACAGGCAGCUGUUGUCAGAAUGAAACAAGUACAGUAUGAAGAAUAUAAAGCAACAUUAGAAAAUCGCCAAAAAGAUCUUAGUAAACAUGUAGCUAAAUACAAUGAAAAAGACAAUUAUACAAAUAUAAGGACUGAUAAGUUUGAUGGUUCCUUACGUCAAGCUAUAUACAAAACUAUUGACGAACAAGAUAGUCUUUUGAGUUUGAUAUCUUUACCCGAUAGUGAAGAAAAAACCUUCAAACAUCCAAAAGAUACUGGCACUGUUAUAGAGGAACUUAGAACUGUCAAUAGCCAAUUGCGAUCUCUUGUGGGGAAUUUGCUUAGCCAAUUGGAAGUAAAAGAAGAAGAAGUACGUCAGCUAACAGAACGUCUCUAUGCAGUUUCUGUCAAUUCCAACAAUGAUAUCAGAUCAGAAGAACAUCCUUUAUGUCUUGCGCCGUUACCACCUCUAACACCUCUUGAAAUGCCACCUUUUGAUUUUACAUCUACAUAAACUAUAGGUUUUAUAUAUCUAAAAUCAGGGAAAAAAAUCUUCAAAAAAACGCACAGAAAAAGAUUGAAAAAUAAUGUUGAGAAGUUACAAUUAGCAUUGUAAAAAUUUUAUAUAAGCAAAUAAUAAAGUACACA